Molecule: messenger RNA, 870 nt
Organism: Lathyrus oleraceus (garden pea)
Lineage: Eukaryota; Viridiplantae; Streptophyta; Magnoliopsida; Fabales; Fabaceae
Exons: 1
Coding region: 1-870 (289 amino acids)
Source: RefSeq, a predicted model, not a curated record
AUGUUUUUGGUAGAGAAGGCCACUGCCUUUGCUGAUGUUGGAAGUUGGAAUGCUUUCAAUGCUAUUUUUUCUUUGCUCAUCUAUGGGAUUAUGUUGUUUCCUAGUAUGGAAGAUUUUCUGGACCUAGAAUUUAUUCACAUCUUCCUGUCCAAGAAUCUGGUUCCUACACUUCUUGUUGACACUUACUACUCGAUUUAUGUAAGAACUCAGAAGAAGAAGGGUACUAUUGUGUAUUGUGUUCCUCUAUUGUAUAGGUGGUUUAUCUCUCACCUACCCAACAAGAGUCCUUUUGUCGAGAACAAAUGUUAUCUUAAGUGGUCUCAGAGGAUUGUGUCUCUGACUACUGAAGAUAUUCUAUGGUACUCUAGAGUUUAUGAUGAUGUCAAGGUCAUUCUUAAUUAUGGUAAUUUCCCUAAUAUGCCCCUCAUAUGUACAAGGGGUGGAAUUAACUAUAAUCUGAGGUUGGCAUUAUGUCAGUUGGGUUACCUGUUGUUAUACAAGCCAGACCUCGAGCAUGUGAAUGAGUUUGUUUUGUAUGAAGGGUUUAACAAUAUGGAGUCACUAAAGAAGAUCUUCAAACCUUGGAGGGAGUUUCUUCUUCAAGGAAGGGUUGAGUUAGGGAAAAGGAAUUUCAUUUCCAAGAAAGCUUAUACGCAGUUGGUCAAGGUCAGGGUUGAAGAAAUUAUGUUUCCAUUUCCAUCUAAUCCAUCUAUGAACAUCCAACAACCUAUAAUUACAGUUGUUCCUACCUCCGAGGUUGGAAAACUUAGGAAAACUAUCAAGAGCUUAGAGAAAGAGAAUGCUGACCUCCAAUCUAAUCUUGGUAGGCUUACAAGGGAGAGGGAAGAAUUGGAGCUUAACCUUAACUAG